AUAGCGCAUUCCUGGGAAUGGAUGUAUACGGAUCAGGAGGACCCACCAUACAUCAUGCAGCUGGACUGUGAGACAGAUGGUGGCUCGAAACUGAUGCAACUUGCUAAAUUCGGCUUCUACUUCAUGAACGAAGACAAUCACCGGGUAUGCAAUCAGACAGCAGUGGAUAUAGCUCGGCAACGAAUGGAAGACGGUAAGAUUGAGGUGUCGCGAACCAGGCUCAGCUGGGGUCGCUUGCAGUUCAAAGUUUAUUGGUGGAUUGUGGACUAUAUGCUCAGUACACCAAUCAUUGGGCCACUGAUGAAGCCAUACCUGCCGCUUAUCGGUUUCAUCAUCAUGAUAACUAUCUGA
This is a messenger RNA of Gongylonema pulchrum, 351 nucleotides long. The record is from the annotation of a GenBank genome assembly. Lineage: Eukaryota; Metazoa; Nematoda; Chromadorea; Rhabditida; Gongylonematidae.